This is a messenger RNA of Canis lupus familiaris (dog), 2035 nucleotides long. It is a transcript of the gene GPT2, whose product is annotated as glutamic--pyruvic transaminase 2. NCBI's taxonomy places the organism in Eukaryota, Metazoa, Chordata, Mammalia, Carnivora, Canidae. Gene Ontology annotation, molecular function: L-alanine:2-oxoglutarate transaminase activity; pyridoxal phosphate binding. Bases 1 to 1569 code for a protein of 522 amino acids. The transcript has 11 exons. The record is from RefSeq and is a predicted model, not a curated record. Gene Ontology annotation, biological process: biosynthetic process.
AUGCAGCGGGCGGCGGCCCUGGUCGGGCGGCGCUGCGGCCCCGGAGCCCCGGGCCCGUGGGGUCGGCGUCGGAGCAGCGCGGCCGCGGGGGCCUCGGCGCUGCAGGUGCGGCCGGCGCGGGGCCGGCGCGAGCGCAUCCUGACGCCCGAGUCCAUGAACCCGCAGGUGAAGGCGGUGGAGUACGCGGUGCGGGGGCCCAUCGUGCUCAAGGCCGGCGAGAUCGAGCUGGAGCUGCAGCGGGGUAUCAAGAAACCGUUCACCGAGGUCAUCCGCGCCAACAUCGGGGACGCCCAGGCCAUGGGCCAGCAGCCUAUAACCUUCCUCCGACAGGUGAUGGCACUGUGCACCUACCCCAACCUGCUGGACAGCCCCAGCUUCCCAGAAGAUGCUAAGAAACGAGCCCGGAGGAUCCUACAGGCUUGUGGCGGGAACAGCCUGGGGUCCUACAGUGCCAGCCAGGGCGUCAACUGCAUCCGCGAGGACGUGGCCGCCUACGUCACCAGGAGGGACGGUGGGGUGCCCGCGGACCCCGACAACAUUUACCUGACCACUGGAGCCAGCGACGGCAUUUCUACGAUCCUGAAGAUCCUGGUGUCCGGGGGUGGCAAGUCGCGGACGGGCGUGCUGAUCCCCAUCCCACAGUACCCCCUCUACUCGGCCGUCAUCUCCGAGCUCGACGCCAUCCAGGUGAACUACUACUUGGACGAGGAGAACUGCUGGGCCCUCGACGUGAACGAGCUCCGGCGGGCCGUGCAGGAGGCUAAGGACCACUGUAACCCCAAGGUGCUGUGCAUCAUCAACCCCGGGAACCCCACAGGUCAGGUGCAAAGCAGGAAGUGCAUAGAGGACGUCAUCCACUUUGCCUGGGAAGAGAAGCUCUUUCUCCUGGCAGAUGAGGUGUACCAGGACAACGUGUACUCUCCGGACUGCAGAUUCCACUCCUUCAAGAAGGUGCUCUACGAGAUGGGGCCCGAGUACUCGAGCAACGUGGAGCUUGCGUCCUUCCACUCUACCUCCAAGGGCUACAUGGGCGAGUGUGGCUACAGAGGAGGCUACAUGGAGGUGAUCAACCUGCACCCCGAGAUCAAGGGUCAGUUGGUGAAGCUGCUCUCCGUGCGGCUGUGCCCCCCGGUGUCCGGGCAGGCUGCCAUGGACAUCGUCGUGAACCCGCCGGUGCCCGGGGAGGAGUCCUACGAGCAGUUCCACAGGGAGAAGGAGUCGGUGCUGGGGAACCUGGCGGCGAAGGCCAAGCUGACGGAGGACCUGUUCAACCAGGUCCCAGGGAUCCACUGCAACCCCCUGCAGGGUGCCAUGUACGCCUUCCCUCGGAUCUUCAUCCCCAGCCGAGCCGUGGAGGCCGCACAGGCGCACGAGAUGGCCCCCGACAUGUUCUACUGCAUGAAGCUCCUGGAGGAGACCGGCAUCUGCGUGGUGCCUGGCAGCGGCUUCGGGCAGAGGGAAGGCACCUACCACUUCAGGAUGACCAUCCUCCCCCCGGUGGAGAAGCUGAAGACCGUCCUGCAGAAGGUGAAGGACUUCCACAUGACGUUCCUGGACAAGUACGCCUGAGGACCGCUGGCCUCGGCCUCCCUCUGGGCGCCUGGCCGCCCCGCGCUGGACUCGCCGCCCCAGCGGCCUGGCCUCAGGCCUCACGGAGGUCACCAGUCGCUCUCAUUGUCAUUUUGCCCCAAGAGACUUCUUUCCUUGUGCCUUGAUGUCGGGAGCUCUUCUCUUCUGAGCAAUGUGAUGGGGGGUAACUCGGAAGUCCUGGGUGUUUUUUUUUUUUUUCUUUCUUUUUUUGAAGCAACCAAAGUAGAGGGGACUUGCUCAGCACAGGUGGCCGGUGUUCUCUGAAUUGUCGCUGCUUUCGGGGAGGUCCUUUGGGGUCUAGAACAGCCAGGGUGUGUAGGGGGAGAGGUUUCUCUUCCGAAGACACGAGCAGGUGUCGGGAAACGUGUGACGACCGACCGUGGCCAGGGCUGGGAUCCUAACCUCACCACCGUGAUCUGUGAAAUAAAACCCUCAGCGGUGUGAA